GCGCCGGGCGGAGCGGCGGGGCGGGGCGGCGGCGGCGGCCAUGCAGGUGGCGGCGCAGGGCUCGAAGCAGGCCGCGCAGGCGGCGGCGCAGGAGCUGGUGAAGUUCGUGAACCGGAGCCCCUCGCCCUACCACGUGGUGGCAGAGUGCCGCAGCCGGCUGCUGCAGGCCGGCUUCCAGGAGCUGAAGGAGACGGAGCACUGGGAGGUGCGGCCGGCGCAGAAGUACUUUGUCACCAGGAACUACUCCACCCUCAUCGCCUUCGCCGUUGGUGGCCAGUUCCAGCCCGGGAAUGGGUUCAGCCUGCUGGGGGCCCACACCGACAGCCCCUGCCUCAGGGUGAAGCGACGCUCUAAACGGGGGCAGGUGGGCACAGUGCAGGUCGGCGUGGAGACCUAUGGAGGGGGCAUCUGGAACACCUGGUUUGACCGUGACCUCACCGUGGCCGGGAGGGUGAUUAUAAAGGACCCAGCCACCGGGCGCCUGGAGCAGCGCCUGGUACAUGUGGAGCGGCCCAUCCUCCGCAUUCCCCACCUGGCCAUCCAUCUGCAGCGCAGCAUCAAUGAGAACUUUGGGCCCAACACCGAGCACCACCUGGUUCCCAUUCUGGCCACUGUUGUGCAGGAGGAGCUGGAAAAGGAAGUGCUUAUGGAGGCCACACCUUGCAACUCUGCAGCCCAGACAGAGCGGCACAGCCCUGUCCUGCUUUCUCUGCUCUGCCCCCAGCUGGGGGUGAAACCAGAGCAGAUUGUGGAGCUGGAACUAUGCCUGGCGGAUACACAGCCAGCGAUGCUGGGCGGUGCCUUCGAUGAGUUCAUCUUCUCCCCACGCCUGGACAACCUGCACAGCUGCUACUGCGCCCUGCAGGCCUUGAUUGACUCAUGUGCAGCGCCCUCCUCCCUCUCCCAGGAGCCCAAUGUCCGUCUCAUCGCACUCUACGACAACGAGGAGGUGGGGUCAGAGAGUGCGCAAGGUGCAGAGUCCUUGCUGACGGAGCUGGUGCUGCGCCGGAUCUCAGCAUCACCGCAAAACCUGACAGCCUUUGAGGAGGCCGUGGCAAAGUCCUACAUGAUCAGUGCUGAUAUGGCCCACGCUGUGCACCCUAACUAUGUGGACAAGCAUGAGGAGAAUCAUCGUCCGGCCUUCCACAAGGGCCCCGUCAUCAAAGUGAACAGCAACCAGCGCUAUGCCUCCACAGCUGUCACUGAAGCAGUCAUCCGGGACAUCGCCGCCCGCGUGGGCGUCCCUCUGCAGGAGUUCAUGGUGCGCAACGACACACCCUGUGGCACCACCAUCGGCCCCAUCCUGGCCUCCCGCCUGGGGCUGCGUGUGCUGGACAUCGGCUGCCCUCAGCUGGCCAUGCACUCCAUCCGGGAGAUGUGCUGUACCUCAGGGGUACUCCAGAGCAUCACUCUCUUCAAGGGCUUCUUCGAGCUCCUGCCGGCGAUCAGCAGCAGCCUGGUGGUCGACUGAGUGCAGCGGGGAGGCUGAGGCUGUGGGCUCGGCCCUGGGGCCAUUAAAGCAUCUCUGUCUCAGUCUCA
Falco peregrinus (peregrine falcon) is the source of this 1539-nucleotide messenger RNA. RefSeq names its product aspartyl aminopeptidase (gene DNPEP). Gene Ontology annotation, biological process: proteolysis. Gene Ontology annotation, molecular function: zinc ion binding; aminopeptidase activity. NCBI's taxonomy places the organism in Eukaryota, Metazoa, Chordata, Aves, Falconiformes, Falconidae. The coding region runs from base 41 to 1471 and encodes 476 amino acids. The transcript has 15 exons. The record is from RefSeq and is a predicted model, not a curated record.